Messenger RNA from Polychytrium aggregatum, 1365 nucleotides. RefSeq names its product autophagy-related protein 22-like protein. Lineage: Eukaryota; Fungi; Chytridiomycota; Chytridiomycetes; Polychytriales. The record is from RefSeq and is a predicted model, not a curated record. Bases 1 to 1365 code for a protein of 454 amino acids. The transcript has 5 exons.
AUGCCUGUGGUCGUCCGGGGCCUUGCGGCCGAGAGCGGCUGGAAUCUCCUCGAUAAUAGCGUCCCCUGCGAUAUCACUGCCGCCUCGUACUCGUGCUGUGUCAAAAUCGGCUCUGGCUGCCUCGACACCGGCUCGCUGUUCCUGUAUCUGAGCUCGGCAGCGACCAUUCUGCAGAUGUUCGUUCUGAUCGGCUUCGGGGCGCUGUCGGACUACGGAGAGAAACGCAAGCGAUGGAUGAUUAUCUUUUCAAUACUCUCGUGUUUCUGCGGUCUGGCUUUCGUUCUCGUCCUCAAAGCCGCACUCUUCUGGAUUGCGGGCCUGCUCUUUAUUGCAGGCUCGGUUCUGUUCGUGGGCUCGUACCUGUUCUUCUUUGCUUACAUCCCUGUCUUGACCCGAGCCCAUCCGGACUAUUUGAGCCUCUCGACCACAGUCGGCGCCGAUGUCGCAUACGAUCGCACUGCCAACCGCAUCAGCUCCACUGCGGUGGCUUUUGGCUAUGGCGGGACCCUCGUCACCUUGGCUAUUGGCUCAGCCAUCAUCUAUCUCCUUGGAUCCAACCCAGCCAUGCCUACGUCAACGUAUCCGUCGCAGAUCGUGGUGGCCUUCUCGAGCGUGUGGUGGCUCGGAUUCCUCUGGUUCCCUGCUGCAUGGCUCAAGUCUCGUCCCGGCCCUUGUCUUCCAGCCGAGGUGAAUCCACUGACAUACUCAUUCAAGAAAGUCGGCAAGACCCUCAGGAAGGCCGCACGGGACGAGCGGCAUAUCAUCUUCUUUUUGCUCGGCUGGGUCCUCUACGCAGAUGCUUUCAACACGCUGCUCUCGGUUGCGCUGUUGAUUGCCCAGGAGGAGCUCGGCGCCAGCCAGCUGGAGCUCGUUGGGAUCGCCCUGACGAUCUUUGUCGCCGGCAUCGUUGGCCUCAAGGCCUUCCCGUGGAUCCAAAACCUGACCAAGCGAUCUACCAAGCCAAUUUUGAUUGCGCAAGCAUCCCUCUAUGCGCUCCUGACGCUCUACGGAGUCUUCUUCCUGAAGCACAAGUGGGAGAUCUGGGUGUGCGCCGUGUGGCAUGGAUUGCUGAUCGGAGCGACGCAGAGCUCAUGUCGAGUCUGGUACUCCCAGAUGAUCCCGCCGGGCCAGGAGGCUGAGUAUUUCUCGAUGAUGACUAUCACCGACAAGGGAUCUUCGGCUAUCGGGCCGCUCAUUGUCGGAGCCAUCAUCCAGGGCACCGGAUACCGCCGCAACUCGCUGUGGUUCCUGUUGGGCUCCUUUAUCGUCGCCGGAGCGCUGUUCUUCUCCGUUCAGCACGUCUCAAGCGAGGACGAACGGGCGGAACAAGUCGAAAGCCCCAAAUCCGCAGCGAUGAAGGGCUGA